GGUGCCCCUAGGGAGGGCGCGUGGACGGCCGCCCAAGUGUAGCUGGCAGCUUCUGCCUCGCUUCCCUGACCACAUGGAGCCAGGCUGGCUGCUGCAUGUUCCGAAGUUAUCCCUAGCUGUGCAAAGGACUACAAAUUCUCAUGCAAUUUUGGUGAUGUCCCUUCAUGCAACAAGAAUUUGAAACAAGCUUUGCCUUCUCCACGGUCUGGUUGCAUUCCUAAAUUCAUUGCCAGCGAUCAUCAGCACAAGCGCUACUAUUGAAUCGCCCAUUUACCUUGAGCUCUUAAGUUCGUGUUCCUAAAGAAUGUUUAACAAGCUCUCAGGUUGGGGUGGAUCAGCAGCUGCUGAUCAGGAGGCCCCUGUCUCUCAGGAGAUUGACCAGGCAGUUCAGACUGAGUCCGAGACCACGCCCACAAAGCACAUGAUGGAGUCCGGCAAGCACAAGCACCGCAAGCAUCAUCACCGGGAGGUUGAUGGCACUCAGGAGGAGGGGGUGCUGGCGCAGGAGGCAACUGUUAUCAGGGAGCGCCCAAUGGUUCAGGGGGCUGAGCAGUCCCUUCAUUAUCUGGACGGUGUGCCUAUAGACACAUCCCUGCCCCAGGAAACGACCACAACAUAUGUUCAGCAGGAGGUAAUGACCCCGUCCCCCCGAGCUGAGAGGACCCUGGCUGUUUAUGAGCCCCCCCGCGCUGAGGCGCCUGCUGCUUCAACCACCCUCGUCACUGUGAAGAGCAUCUCUGCAGAGGAGAGGGACAGGCAGAUCCACGAGGAGAACUUGAGAAGAGCUCAGCUGCAAGAGGAACAGAUGAAGGUGGAGGCAGCGGCCUUCAUGGAGAAGCAGAAGCGGGAUACAAUUGCCUUCAUGCAGAAGGAGGAGGCCAAAGCACAAGCCAAGUACGAGAAGGAGAUGACAAAUGCUGCUUACAGAGAAGCACAAGUGCAGAAGAAGGCUGCCGAUAUGUGUGCUGAAGCUGCCGCAGCUCGGAAGAAGGUGGAAAUUCGUGCUCAGCAGAAGUUGGAGAUGAAGCGAGCGAAGGCAAAAACUCUGGCGGAAGAGAAUCUGGCCACUGCCAAGGUGCGGGGAACUGCCAUCCAGAAGGGUGAUGUACGGGCAGAGUUGACCCAAUCCUGGACCCGGAAGUUUUCGAACAAGCUGAAGAUGUAAUCAAAAAACUGAUUGAGAGGAUGGAAAGCUGUCUUCAAAUUAUCUAUUGCACCGGAGAUCAAAAACAACACCGUAGUGAAAACGGUUUGUACAGAGUUCGUACGAGUUGGACUGGGAAGUGACUCGCGAUCGGUGUUGUAGGCUAAUCAUGCGGAAUUAUGUUUACGGUUUGUUACUCUGGAAGGAUUGGUAGGCACGCCCAAGUUAGGAAAAGAAGGAAAAUAUUGUUUGUGACAAGCACGCGAAAACACGUUUACCAUAGUAAUCUAUCUUGUAUGAACUGCAAAUGGGAUAUCAUGAUAGAAAACUACUUCUCAAUGACCAAAGUGAAUUUGAUUUCAUCAUGGAAUGCAUUGGGAUUUGUGACCUACUAUCUUUACACUGAUAUAUUGACAAAUUUUCUUUGAAC
Messenger RNA from Klebsormidium nitens, 1574 nucleotides. NCBI's taxonomy places the organism in Eukaryota, Viridiplantae, Streptophyta, Klebsormidiophyceae, Klebsormidiales, Klebsormidiaceae. The record is from the annotation of a GenBank genome assembly.